Messenger RNA from Sycon ciliatum, 2083 nucleotides. RefSeq lists its product as uncharacterized. The coding region runs from base 154 to 1449 and encodes 431 amino acids. NCBI's taxonomy places the organism in Eukaryota, Metazoa, Porifera, Calcarea, Leucosolenida, Sycettidae. The record is from RefSeq and is a predicted model, not a curated record. Gene Ontology annotation, biological process: regulation of translation. The transcript has 3 exons. Gene Ontology annotation, molecular function: mRNA binding.
ACUUCUAGUAGUUCUACUGAUCUUUGUCUCUGCAUUUUUAACCUUUCGGUAAUUUUUUCUCUUGGUCACUCACUACUUCUUUCUCCUGGAACUACUGCUACCAACCUGUGUAGCUUUCCUUCUAGUCAACCCAGAGAGCUUUCAUCAGUUGCAAUGUCGCAGGGUUACGGCGGAGGACCUGGGGGCAAUGAGCCCGAGCAAGAGAGGAAAAUGUUCAUCGGAGGGUUGAGCCGUGACACAACGGAAGAGAGUAUGAGGCAAUUUUAUUCCGGAUUUGGACCGAUAGCUGAUUUAUUCAUUUCGCGAGAUCCCCAAACUCAAAUGUCCAAGUGCUUCGGAUUUGUCACGUUUGAACAUUCAACAUGCGUGGAUGAAGCUCUUUCCAAGCUACCACAUGUCUUGGAUGGCAAGCGGGUCGAUGCAAAAGUUGCAAAACCCAAGGAUCAGAUGGGUGGUGGCGGCGGCGGCGGCGGUGGUGGUCGCGGCUACGGUGGCGGAUCAAAUGGCGGCAGCGAAGAUGUCUCAACAAAAAAAUGUUUUGUUGGUGGUAUUCCCCUCCAUGUAGAGGGUGCCCAACUCAGAGAAAUCAUGUCCGAACAUGGACCAGUUGAAGACGUGGAGAUGAUGUUGGACCGGGAGACUAACAGAUCGCGAGGAUUUGCUUUUGUUUCCUUCUGUGAUCUGGAAACCGUCGAUAAACUAUGUUCGCAGCAGUAUGUUGAUGUUCUUGGCAAGAAAGUGGAGGUGAAACGAGCUCUUCCCCGUGGUGGUACAGGAGGUGGCGGCCGUGGAGGUUUCCGUGGCGGCGGCAGAGGUGGCGGUGAUCGCGGUGGCUUCAGAGGACGCGGACGCGGAUUUGGAGGGCGCGGCGGUGGCCGUGGUGGUUUUGGCGGAGGCGGCUACAAUAACAGCUACGGUGGUGGACGUGGUGGCGGCAAUGGUGGCCGAGACAACUACUCAGGAGGGGCCUACGGCGGUGCUGGUGGUUAUGGUGGCUCCUAUGGACAGGGAGGCUAUGGUAGCUAUGGUGGUUCCACAGCAUACCCAUCUGCGUAUGGUGCCCAAGCCGGCCAGCAGAGUCAAUAUGGACAACAAAGCUAUGGAGCCGGUGGGUCUGCUGCCUACGGUGCAGCCGGUUAUGGCAGUGGUUAUGGUGCCAACGCAGCCUAUGCCGGUACUGGAGCCCAGCAGGCCGGCUAUGCUGGGCAAUCCGGAUAUGGCGCUGCAGCCGCUGCUGCCGCUGCUUCGUCUGCUGCAUACGGUCAGGCGGCAGGUGCUUCGGGCUAUGGUGGCUCUGCUGCAGGGUACGCUGCACCAGCUGAUGCGACAAGUGCUGCAACAUAUGGAGCAAGCUUCGGUGGUAGCUAUCAGCAGCAGCCAACGAACUACAGUGCGCAGCGUCCAACUGGCGCUUAUGGAGGCAGUGGCCACUCGUUCACACCCUACUAGGCCAUGCUGCGUUGACUACCGGCUAUUUGGAGGAUAAUCACUAGCCCUAAGGUCUAUUAGGAUCGGAAGAGUGAUGAUGAUGAUGAUGAGAUUGGCUAGACUACUGUAUCAGGGUCGAUAAGCAGUCAUAGUCGCGGUUUCCUCUCUAGAUCGGCCGUGAGCAUGUGUAUGCUGCCGCCACAUCAAAAUGAUCAUGUGUGCGUGUGUACAUUCACGCUGCAGUGCAAUCGGGUGGGUAGCAGUCACUGGCACUGGUCACAGUUUGGUAUCAUUGUUGAAAUCUAUGUGACUCAAAAAACCCAGGUUGUUGUGAUGCCAUGUGUGCAUGCUGUGCUUCAUUUUCAAUUUUUCACUGCACGUUCAUAUUCCUAAACUGACCUUGUGUGUGUGGGUUCAGUGUUUGUUUUAGGCGUUGCUUUGCUUUUUUCGGUCCUGGGUACUCUUUCUCAACUCAGCUCAUUUCUGUACUCACUUGUAGUGUUUGGAUCUCUGCCAAUAGGAUACCCCCCUCUAAACUUAUUCUGCUUGGUUUGGUUUGGGGCAGUGUUGGGUGAGGGUCUUGCGUACGUGCAGUGUAGGUAUUGUUUGCACUUACAUGUAUGCUUGGAUCACGUGAAAUGCCAUGCGUACCUUA